AUGAUACAUUUUAAAAUAUUAUCUUUGCUAUACAACUGCAACAAUUUUGCAACAUUUUAUUUAUCAUUUAUUUGGUUCCUCAUAAUCAUAAGAAGUUCAGGAGCUGAUUAUCAUUAUCGUAUGGAACAAGUUAAAAAUGUUUUAAAAGAGGUUCCUUUAGUGGAUGGACAUAAUGAUCUUCCAUGGAAUAUAAGAAAAUUUUUAAAGAAUCAAUUGAAAGACUUUCAUUUUGGUGGAGACUUGCGACAAAUUCUACCAUGGUCUUCAAGUGUGUGGAGUCACACAGAUUUGAGACGCUUAAAAGAGGGAAUGGUAUCUGCGCAGUUUUGGUCAGCUUAUGCACCGUGCUCAUCCCAACAUUUGGAUGCUGUACAAUUAACUCUUGAACAAAUUGAUUUAAUACGACGUCUAGUUAAUUUGUAUCCACAUCACAUGGCAUUAGUUACAACGUCUGCAGGAAUUAAGCAAAGUCAUAAAAGUGGAAAAAUUGCCAGUCUUAUAGGAGUGGAAGGUGGUCAUGCAAUUGGUACAAGUUUAAGUGUAUUGCGUAUGUUCUACCAACUUGGAGCCCGAUAUUUGACAUUAACUCAUACGUGUAAUACUCCAUGGGCAGAUUGCUGCAAAGUUGAUGAACCUGGUAUGUAUCCUAACAUUGGUGGAUUGUCGAAGUUUGGAAAGUCGGUUGUACAAGAAAUGAAUCGACUUGGUAUGAUAGUUGAUCUAUCUCAUGUUUCUGUACCUACAAUGUUGGACGCGUUAGGUACUUCUAGAGCACCAGUGAUAUUUUCACAUUCCUCUGCACAUGCGAUUUGUAAUAGUUCACGAAAUGUUCCCGAUCAUGUCCUCCAAAGAAUAGCAACAAAUGGUGGGUUAGUAAUGGUUGCAUUUUAUCCCCAUUUUGUUAGCUGCUCGGGACAGGCUACACUGCAAGAUGUUGUUGCUCAUAUAAAUCAUAUUCGUGAUGUUGCCGGAAUUGAUCAUGUUGGUAUUGGAGCCGGUUACGACGGCGUUAAUUUGGUACCCGAAGGUUUAGAGGAUGUUUCUAAGUACCCUCAUUUAUUGGCAACAUUGCUUGAGUCUGAUAAAUGGACAGAAGACGAUAUAGCAAAACUAGCAGGAAAAAAUCUAAUUCGGGUAUUUAAAGAAGUUGAAAUGGUACGUGACAAAAUGGACCUUAUGAAAAUUCCUCCUGCCGAUCAAUCCAUUCCAUCCGAAGAUAUAAUGGGAAGGUCAUAUUGUCGUUUUCAGGGUCCGAUAUCGAGAUAACCGUUUAAUGAUUAAAUUAAUUUUUAAAUAUUUCAAUGAAAUAUAUACGUUCUUUAACUAUAUUAAUUAUAUUGUAUAUGUAAUAUAAUGCAUGUAAAACAUAUAUCCUUUUUAACUGUGUUCAGAAUUAUGCGACCAAACUUGUAUUAACAUAAUAUAAAAGUGAU
This is a messenger RNA of Teleopsis dalmanni, 1433 nucleotides long. Its product is annotated as dipeptidase 1. Gene Ontology annotation, biological process: proteolysis. Gene Ontology annotation, molecular function: metallodipeptidase activity. The transcript is spliced from 10 exons. The record is from RefSeq and is a predicted model, not a curated record. The coding region runs from base 1 to 1266 and encodes 421 amino acids. Lineage: Eukaryota; Metazoa; Arthropoda; Insecta; Diptera; Diopsidae.